This is a messenger RNA of Cokeromyces recurvatus, 1854 nucleotides long. RefSeq names its product kinase-like domain-containing protein. The coding region runs from base 5 to 1801 and encodes 598 amino acids. The transcript is spliced from 7 exons. NCBI's taxonomy places the organism in Eukaryota, Fungi, Mucoromycota, Mucoromycetes, Mucorales, Mucoraceae. Gene Ontology annotation, molecular function: ATP binding; protein serine/threonine kinase activity. Gene Ontology annotation, cellular component: cytoplasm. Gene Ontology annotation, biological process: protein phosphorylation; intracellular signal transduction; regulation of MAPK cascade. The record is from RefSeq and is a predicted model, not a curated record.
AUUAAUGACAUCCAACUUGCCAAAUCCAGUUGCAAAUAAUCAUGAUUCUUUUCAACAAACUGGAGAAAAAGCUUCAUCAAAUGAACUACAUUCAUCUUUGACAUCAUCUACUCAGCAUCAUAAUCGACCUUCAUUAAGUAGUAAUGAAUCGAAAUCUCGAGAGAAAACAAAAUUUAAAGACGUUAUUGAUAAAUUUAUGGGCAAUUUUAAUGACUUUUUAAAUAAUAAUAAUAACAAUAAUUCUAAUGGAAAUAAUUCUUCAAACAAUAAAAGUUCAUCUCCACCUAUGGAUAUUUCAACACCUUAUAAUACAGUUCAUGUUACUCAUGUUGGUUUUGAUUCAGUUACAGGCGAAUUCACAGGUCUUCCUAGAGAAUGGCAAACUUUACUUACACAAAGUGGUAUCACAAGGCAGGAACAAGAAAAAAAUCCCCAAGCUGUAAUUCAUGCUAUUGAAUUCUUCCAAGGAAAUACAAAAGAAACGAUGGAAGAAGGAGUUUGGAAUAAAAUACCAAAGACGAUAUCCACUUCUUCACAAAAAAGUACAAGUACUACAAGUGAAGAUAAUAGGAAAUCAGGAUCUAAUGAAAGUAUAAAAAGUAAAACUUUAAGACGAUUUUCGGCACUUCGAAUUACAAAAUCGAAAGAUAAUGUUGCUACUGAAAGUAAAUUGACUUCAUCUAAUCAACGACAAAACUCUGAAUAUAUGGAUGAUGUUCAUUCCAUUAAUUCAGAGUCAACAGCUUCACUUAGUGAAGAAUUUGGGGAAAGAGAAAAAGAAUUACCACAAUUAACAAGACUUAAAGAGGAUCCUAAUGUGACUCAUACAAAUACACCUAUUUCUCCAUUAUCAUCAAGCACAACAGUUAAAUCUAGACCACCUAAAGAUCAAAAUAAAGCUAUGAAAGAUCAAGAUGUGAUUCGUAAAUUACAAGAAUUAUGUAUCAAUUCAAAUCCACUUUUAGUGUAUACUGAUAUGAUGAAGAUUGGUCAAGGUGCUUCUGGUGGUGUAUUUAUUGCUCAUAGACAUGGAGAUGAUAUGCCAGUAGCUAUUAAACAAAUGAAUUUGGAAAAACAGCCUAAAAAGGAACUCAUUAUUAAUGAAAUUAUGGUUAUGAAGAAAUCAAGGCAGAAGAAUAUUGUUAAUUUUAUUGAAUCUUACCUUUGGAAUGGGGAUCUUUGGGUAGUAAUGGAAUAUAUGGAAGGUGGUAGUUUAACAGACGUUGUUACUUGUAAUAUGAUUAUGGAAGGUCAAAUUGCUGCUAUCUGUAAAGAAGUACUUGAAGGCUUAAAACAUUUACAUGCAAAUGGUGUUAUUCAUAGAGAUAUUAAAAGUGAUAACGUCUUAUUGAGUAUGCAAGGCGAUAUUAAACUAACUGAUUUUGGAUUCUGUGCUCAACUUCAUGAACCUCAAUCUAAACGUACUACAUUAGUUGGUACACCAUAUUGGAUGGCACCUGAAGUAGUCACUAGAAAGGCCUAUGAUCAAAAAGUAGAUAUUUGGUCUUUAGGUAUCUUAGCUAUUGAAAUGAUUGAAGGGGAACCACCUUAUUUAAAUGAAAAUCCUUUACGUGCACUUUAUUUAAUUGCAAAUAAUGGUACACCUGAAUUACAAAAUCCUGAAGCUUUAAGUGAUGUCUUUAAAGACUUUUUGUUUCUUUGUCUUCAAGUAGAUCCUCAGUUUAGACCAACAGCAGCUGAUUUACUCAAACAUCCAUUUUUACGUAAAGCAGAUCCACUUUAUACUUUGAAUCCUUUGAUUAAAGCAGCUAAGGAUACCAUUCAGCAACAACAACAAUAGUAAUAAUAAUUAACUCAUGAACCAUUCAUAUCAUUUUUUUUUUUUUUGUUUUU